GCAGGGAGCCACCGCCCCCUCGCCGCUGAGGUGCUGCGUGGGGAACCUGGACCACGGCGGCGCCGGGUUGCCCUGAUGAUCCCAGGCGGGCGGCGGCGACAGAGGCAGCGGGAGGAUGACCUCUCCCCGGAAUCCGAGUGCCGACCUGGCCCGUUUCUACACUGUCACCGAGCCCCAGCGACACCCGAGGGGCUACACGGUGUAUAAGGUCACCGCCCGGGUUGUUUCACGAAGAAAUCCAGAGGAUGUCCAGGAGAUAAUCGUAUGGAAGAGAUACAGUGAUUUUAAGAAACUACACAAAGAACUAUGGCAAAUUCAUAAACACUUAUUUCGACAUUCAGAAUUGUUUCCUCCAUUUGCUAAAGGAAUAGUGUUUGGGCGAUUUGAUGAAACUGUUAUUGAAGAGAGAAGACAGUGUGCUGAAGACCUGCUACAGUUCUCUGCCAAUAUUCCUGCUCUUUACAACAGUAAACAGCUUGAAGAUUUUUUCAAGGAUGGAAUAAUUAAUGACGGUUCUGAAUUAAUUGGUCCUGCUGAAGCUUACUCGGAUUCCCGCGUUGAUACCUUUCCUGAGUGUAGUGCGGAAGGCUUCUCCAGUGACAGUGAUCUGAUAUCUCUCACUGUUGAUGUGGAUUCUCUUGCUGAGUUAGAUGAUGGAAUGGCUUCCAAUCAAAAUUCUCCCAUUAGAACUUUUGGUCUCAAUAUUUCUUCGGAUUCUUCAGUACUAGGGGCUGUUGCUUCUGACAGCGAACAGAACAAAACUGAAGAAGAACGGGAAAAUCGUGGCCUCUUUCCUGGCAGUUUAAAACCCAAGCUUGGCAAGAGAGAUUAUUUGGAGAAAGCAGGAGAACUAAUAAAGCUGGCUUUAAAGAAGGAAGAAGAAGAUGACUAUGAAGCUGCUUCCAAUUAUUAUAGGAAGGGAGUUGAUUUACUCCUAGAAGGUGUUCAAGGUGAGUCAAGCCCUACCCGUCGAGAAGCUGUGAAGAGAAGAACAGCAGAGUAUCUCAUGCGGGCAGAAAAUAUCUCUGGCCUUUAUGGAAAACCUCAACUUGAUGAUAUAUGUCAGCCUCCAGGAUCACUAAGUUCAAGGCCCCCUUGGAACCUAAGGAGCCCUGCCGAGGAGCUGAAGGCCUUCAGAGUCCUUGGGGUGAUUGACAAGGUUUUACUUGUAAUGGACACAAGGACAGACCAGACAUUCAUUUUAAAGGGUCUAAGGAAAAGCAGUGAAUACAGCAGGAACAGAAAGACCAUCAUCCCCCGCUGUGUGCCCAACAUGGUGUGUCUGCACAAGUACAUCAUCUCUGAGGAGUCGGUGUUUCUUGUGCUGCAGCAUGCAGAAGGUGGCAAACUCUGGUCAUAUAUCAGUAAAUUUCUAAACAGAAGUCCCGAAGAAAGCUUUGACAUUAAGGAAGUGAAAAAAUCUACACUUACUAAAGUUCACCUGCAACAGCCAACUUCUAGUCCUCAGGACAGCAGCAGCUUUGAAUCCAGAGGAAGUGAUGGUGGAAGCAUGCUUAAGGUUCUACCUUUGAAGACUAGUCUUACUCCAAGUUCUCAAGAUGAUAGCAACCAGGAAGAUGAUGGCCAAGAUAGCUCUCCAAAGUGGCCAGAUUCUGGUUCAAGUUCAGAAGAGGAAUGCACUACUAGUUAUUUAACAUUAUGCAAUGAAUAUGGGCAAGAAAAGAUUGAACCAGGAUCUCUGAAUGAGGAGCCCUUCACAAAGAAUGAAGAGAGUAGUGUGUAUACCAAAGCUGUGAAAAUUUUCCCCACACACCUUGCUGCUGACAGUGACAGCCCCAGCGCACAGCUGAUAGCUCAUGAGCUGAAGUUCUUCCCUGGAGAUGAUGACCCAGAAGCAGUUAGUUCUCCAAGAACAUCAGAUUCCCUCAGUAGAUCGAAAAACAGCCCCAUGGAAUUCUUUAGGAUAGACAGUAAGGACAGUACAAGCGAACUCCUGGGACUUGAUUUUGGAGAAAAACUGUAUAGUCUAAAGUCAGAACCUUUGAAACCAUUCUUUACUCUUCCAGAUGAAGAUAGCAUUUCCAGGAGUUUUAGUACUACUGAAAGCAAAGUAGAGUUUAAAGCUCAAGACACCAUUAGCAGGGGCUCAGAUGACUCAGUCCCAGUUAUUUCUUUUAAAGAGGCUGCUUUUGAUGAUGUCAGUAGUACUGAUGAAGGAAGACCUGAUCUUCUUGUAAAUCUACCUGGUGAAUUGGAGCCAACAAAAGAAGCUGCAGCAAUGGGACCUACUAAGUUUACACAGACUAAUAUAGGCAUAAUAGAAAGUAAACUAUUGGAAGCCCCUGAUGUUUUAUGCCUCAGGCUUAGUACUGAACAGUGCCAAGCACAUGAAGAAUGCACAGAGGCAUUGAAUGAUCCCUCUAGGCCCAAAUUCCAUAGUAUAACAGAGAAACACUAUGCACAGGAGGAUCUUGGGAUGUUAUUUGCAGCAGCUAUUGAUCAUAGUAGUUCAGGAGACAUGUCUUUGUUACACAGCUCAGAUCGUAAGUUUCAGGGACUUGGAGUGGUUGGGUCAGCAGUAACUGCAAACACCACAGAAGAAGGCUUAUUCCAUAUUUCCAAUCCACUCUCAGGUGCUAAUGAAUAUAAUGCAAACACAGACACUUUAAAAACAGAAGAAGUAUUGUUGUUUACAGAUCACACUGAUGAUUUGGCCAAAGAGGAACCAACUUCUUUAUUUCAGAGAGACUCUGAGACUGAGGGACAAAGUGGGCUAGCACUAGAAGGAGACAAGGAAAUACAUCAGAUUUUUGAGGACCUUGAUAAAAAAUUAGCACUAAACUCCAGGUUUUACAUCCCAGAGGGCUGCAUUCAAAGAUGGGCAGCUGAAAUGGUGGUAGCCCUUGAUGCUUUACAUAGAGAGGGAAUUGUGUGCCGUGAUUUGAACCCAAACAACAUCUUAUUGAAUGAUAGAGGACACAUUCAGCUAACGUAUUUUAGCAGGUGGAGUGAGGUUGAAGAUUCCUGUGACAGCGAUGCCAUAGAGAGAAUGUACUGUGCCCCAGAGGUUGGAGCAAUCACGGAAGAAACUGAAGCCUGUGAUUGGUGGAGUUUGGGUGCUGUCCUCUUUGAACUUCUCACUGGCAAGACUCUGGUUGAGUGCCAUCCAGCAGGAAUAAAUACUCACACAACUUUGAACAUGCCAGAAUGUGUCUCUGAAGAGGCUCGCUCACUCAUUCAACAGCUCUUGCAGUUCAAUCCUCUGGAGCGUCUUGGUGCUGGUGUUGCUGGUGUCGAAGAUAUCAAAUCUCACCCAUUUUUUACCCCUGUGGAUUGGGCAGAACUGAUGAGAUGAACACGCUGCGGAUUGUUUUCACACAUCCUGAUCUUCUCUGUGACAGGCAUCUCCAGCACAAGGGCAACUCUGCAGCAUAGUCACUAUGGAGCACCAAAGCAUUUGGAUAUAGACCUUUAGAGGAAAUGCAGGAAGAAAAAGGCUAAACAAGAACAACUCAUGUACAAUUACUGGCUGGACAAGAUAUUAGCUAAUUUUGCCCAGAGCUGUUAUGUACUCACCUUUAACCAAGGUGUUAUCUUAGUGUUGCAGGUGAGUUGUUAACCCAACUGAAAAAGGAAUGCCCUUCAAGAAGUUCCUCUGAUAUGAAGCUCUAAGUGUAAAAUUAAAUUUUACUUGAAAGAAGGACUUUUACAUGGCAGCUAACAGAGCUUUCUGCUAAUAACCAGGAUUGGUUUAUAUGAUCAAAUUAAUAUUUGCAGAUUAAGACACUAAAAGCUUCAUGAAUAAUGUCAUCUGUGGGACCAAAAAAUUGAGAAAAAAAGAAUAUACGCAUGAUGUCUGACAGAAAACCUGCACCAUGGUCUUAUAUAAUUAAUGUAUCUUGAAUGUGGCCUCAGAUUAUAUCUGUGACAAAAUGCUCCGUGUUGUCAACUUUGUACUUUGUUGGUUGAUACUGCUUAUUUAGAGAAGGGUUUGUAUAAACACCCAUGCUGUCUUUCUCUUCAGCCUCACCUUUCUUUCUAUAUCUUCAUUUCCUGCACCCUUUGCUUUUUCUCUAGUAUUGUUCCUCCUAAUCCUAACACACUACAACUUAAGGAGGAAAGGGAGUGUUUAUUUUCCCAGACUGCAUCAACUUAAUAAGGACUAAGAAAUCAUAAUGUAAAAUAAAUAUGGUAAAAAUUUAGAUAUCUUCUUCAUUUAAUAGCUUAAGGUUUUUUCUUAUUUGUUUUAUUUUUUUAAGAAAGGUCUCUUCCUCUCCUUUUGGAAUGUUAUCAGUUUCUGCUGCUGCUUCUUAUACUUGACUUCAUUUUACUUUGGGGCUUGGUAUACUAAGAACCCAAGGAUCUCAUCUAAAUGGAAUUGAAUGACAAUCCUAUUUUAGUACUUACAGUGAUGAGAUUUCUACAUUUGAACUUCUAAUCUACUUGAUAUUAUAUAGAAAGAAUGUGAGUAUUCACACAUCUCCAAACAUUAGUAUUUGUUAUUUCUUAGUGUUGCAAAGAUAGCUCCUAUAGUCAUGCAUUGUUUACAAAAAUUUACAAAUGUUUUAAAGUAAUGUCUAUUUUUAAAAUUUUAUCCAAAGAAAGAAUAAGUUACUAUUUUCAAGUUAGAAGCCACCAGAAAUAAUUGAAAUUUUCUGUAUGUUUUCAUCUUCUUUGUAUUUUUGAGACCUGUUAGUGCCCACCCUUACUCUAAGAGCAUCUGUACAGCUUCCAUCUGCCUGUGACUGGGUCCUCCCGGCAAUUUAAAUGGAAGCAGAAAAUGCUUUAGUGAAACAAAGGAAAUAUGCAGGCAUUUUUCCUUUUUUUAUUAUUCUACUCCCCUUUUUCCUUUUUGGUCCCCUUAUAACCUGAACCCCAGCUGAAGGGCUGCAACAACACCAGGCUGGGGAGCAGGUCAUGGGGAUCAUAGCUCAGUCAAGAUGACAUCACUCCCUGGAACUGGAUUUCAAUGCACUAGUGUCCUGGCCUCAUAACAGGAACUCAUGCAGGUGAGACACAAGAAUGACUUCCUUUGUAGGACUAGUCGGAAAUCUGCUAGUACUUAGAGCUGGCCAUUACAGAACUUCCUUCCAGAAGUGCCCUAUGACAUGAAAGUAGGACUUCACAGCUAAGGUGAGGAUCCCUGCUCUGCCACGUGAUUUGGGUUUCUUGGAUUCAGAGGACAGUAAUGUCAACAGAUGGUUGCUAUGUCAAGUCUGAUGACAAUUUUAUUGUUUGUUUCUCCCUCUCUUUCUCUUUGUAUGUUUGAUUGGAGCUUGUGCUUAAUGUAAAUACAUUUAUAAUCAUGGUGGACAUGAAUUAUUUUAGUAAUAAACACACAGGUUAAAUGGC
Molecule: messenger RNA, 5313 nt
Organism: Cynocephalus volans (Philippine flying lemur)
Lineage: Eukaryota; Metazoa; Chordata; Mammalia; Dermoptera; Cynocephalidae
Gene: RPS6KC1
Product: ribosomal protein S6 kinase C1
Exons: 15
Coding region: 116-3316 (1066 amino acids)
Biological process (GO): protein phosphorylation
Cellular component (GO): early endosome
Molecular function (GO): phosphatidylinositol binding; protein kinase activity; ATP binding
Source: RefSeq, a predicted model, not a curated record